GUACAUACCUAUAUGUAACGAAAAUCUGCGCAGGCUGAAAAUCGAUUUUAAUGUUUACAAAUUUCCUUUCAUAGCAACGCGACGGUACAAAAAUUGGUUGUGUAUACGUUAUAUAUUAGCUUAAAGAAUCCUUUAAUCAUGGAGGAAGAAAAAAGUAAAGAAGAACAAGAAGACUGGAAAGUUUAUGAAGCGCUGAGGUGUACGGAGAUGGAUCCAGAGAUAGGCAAUGAUAUAGUUACUGCUCUUAGAAGUGAUUUAGCGGGAUUACAGUAUAAGCGCAAUAAAUUAAUUUCAGAGAACAGUGAUUUAAAAAACCAAAUGUUGUCACGAGACCAGCGUAUAUUGGAACAACAAGUAGAAAUAGAUCAUCUUCGCGAGCAAAAUGCUCGUCAGAAUGCUAUCAUAUCAUCACUCAAAAAGAAAAUUCAAGAUUUGGAAGAGUUCAAUCGUAAUUUGCAAUCGUCGCAAGGUAGAAGCGAUUUGACCGUUCAAACCCUACAGAGAGAUAACCGAUAUUGCGAGGAAAAGAUAAAAGAUUUAGAGAAGAAGCUAAGGUCUCUCGAGUUGGAUUGUCAUAAUGAGGAACAACAAAAGGAAAAUGCUCGGUGUCAGUUUCAUGACCUCAUCAGAAGGUUGUCUGUGGCUUUGGACGUGGAGUUUUGCGACACAGCUCACACGCAUUCGCCUGAAAGUUUAAUUAUAAAAGCGGCAGAACUGGUUCAAGAUAUAACAAGAUUAAAAAGCAAAUGCAUGAAUACAACGGAGAACUUAUCAACCAUCGAACAGGAUUUACGCAGUUGUCGUGAUAGUUUGGAAAGGGCCAACUCUGAUAAAGACAUUCUCCAAAGACAACUCUCUUCGCAUCUUCUUGACAUUGAGCGAUUAAAACAAGAAAAGGAGUCUCUGGCGGUAUCCAAUAGAGUUUUAGAGAGAGAACUCCAUGAGGCGCGAGAAAAAUUUUCUCACUGUUCGAAAAAUUUAAACGUCGUAACGGAUAACGUGAAUCAAAAUGAAUCAAUGAUUAUUCAGUUAAAAGAGGACUUACGACAUCGAGAUGAAAAAUAUCAAAGAUUACAAACAGAGUUUCGUAAUACUAUGGAAUCUAUUGCAAUCCUGCUAAGCCUGCCAACUCGCUUCGUUGAAGCUCAUGAGAGUACUAUUAAGGACCGAAUUAGAGAAAUACUUAGCGAUAAUAAAGAUAAAUCAGUGCAACUUGAAGCUUUCCGAGACAAAUUGAACCUGGAAAGCCAGCAGCUAGGCAGGACGGCACACUUGCACGACCAAGCUUCCACUCGCGUGAGAAUUUUAGAGGAUGAAAGAAACAUGCUUGAAGGCAAAGUGCAUAAGCUGGAAUCAGAACUUAAUGCUUUGGAACUGUCUAAGGAUAACUUGCGAAAAGAUAAAGCAAAUUUCGUUGCAUUCCUUGAGCGACUAAGCCGAACUCUCAAUAUGGAUGAGUUAACACAAGACAUCGGUAUUGAACUCCACACUGAGUCCAUUAUACAUAGGGCCGAGCAACUGGCGAGACUCGAGAGCGAUAAAAUUGUAGACAAGACCGCAGUCGUUUAUCAACUGCAACGUCGAAUACGUAUUUUAAGAGAACAACUUCAGAGGAAAGACUUACAUUUAGACUUACUGCGUCGGAAGCUUAGUGUUCAAGACGAGAGUUCUCGAGUUCGAGCCGUGCUUCAAGCUGAAAGGGAUGAAGCAAUGAGCCGUAGCAAGAAGCUAGCUCGCCAGUGUGACAAGCUAAAUGUCCAACUGAGUGAUGCUCGUUCCCAACUUCGCGAUCUUAAUGCACAACUGGCUGAUGCUGCAGAAUACAAGAUUACAUCGCUUGAACGAGCCAGGAAGAUCGAAGAGCUGCAAAAGAAGAUAGAUGAAGCUGAACUAUUAAGAGCUCGGUAUAAUCGCAAGGUCAGCGUUCUGAAAGACCAAGUACGAGCUACUGGGGAGACCUUCGAACAAGAGAGAACCAGUACGGAGCACCAAUUAAGUAUUCUAAGAGAUGACCUAGCCAGGACCAAAGAGGCACUCGUGGAAUGUCAGAGGCGGGAGGCACAAUUGCAAAGCUUUAGGCACUCCAUAGCAAAGCUACUAGGUAUACUCGUUCCAUCUUCUGUGUCAGACUUUGAGAUGGUAUCUCGACUGCAGAAGUUAAUAGAUGCUCAUCACGACUUCACAACAGUGUCUCGACGGUACGACGACCCUGCCUUAUUGAGGGCUUCCUCAAGGUCACCUCCACCUUCUAGGUGUAGGACAAGGACACCUGAUAGGUCCCUCCGCUACGACGACUCUGGUUACGCGGAUCCCGCGUUCGACCUCGAGGACGAACUAUACAAGAGUCGAGCCCCUUUGUGACAGUCGCGACGUCGCGCCCGCUUCUAGUCUUGAAGAUGCUGAGGCGCACAUCAAAUACAUCAUUUUUACUUAAACAACAUGAGACGCUAUGAUUCGUUACUUAUUCAUUAAA
Pieris napi is the source of this 2473-nucleotide messenger RNA. RefSeq names its product coiled-coil domain-containing protein 170-like. Bases 139 to 2361 code for a protein of 740 amino acids. The record is from RefSeq and is a predicted model, not a curated record. NCBI's taxonomy places the organism in Eukaryota, Metazoa, Arthropoda, Insecta, Lepidoptera, Pieridae. The transcript has 11 exons.